CGGGCGGGGGCGCCCCUCCUCCGCCCCAGGCGCCCCUGUCGGACGUCGGCUCAGACGACUCCAACUUCCAAGGACGGUCCGUCGUCCGGCGGGGGCCGAGGCGCCAACGACGUCUCCAACUCGGACGCCGAGGGCGUAUGGAGCCCCGACAUCGAGCAGAGCUUCCAGGAGGCGCUCGCCAUUUAUCCGCCAUGCGGAAGGCGCAAGAUCAUUCUCUCGGACGAAGGCAAGAUGUAUGGGCGCAAUGAGCUCAUCGCCAGGUACAUCAAGCUGCGCACGGGGAAGACGCGGACGCGGAAGCAGGUGUCCAGCCACAUUCAGGUCCUGGCCAGGAGAAAAGCGCGGGAGAUACAGUCCAAGUUAAAGGAUACGGCGGCGAAGGAGAAAGCGCUUCAGUCUCUGACGUCGCUGUCUUCGGCGCAGAUUGUGUCGGCCACGGCCAUGCAGAACAAGGCCGGGCUAGCCUCCCUAGUGCCACCCGUGAGCUACACAGGGGCGCCGUUUUGGCAGCCAACCAUUGGUCAGCCUGGAACCUCUGAAGACGUCAAGCCGUUCGCGUCGCAGCCCUAUGCUCUGCAGAGCCCCAAGGCUCCCCCCGGCAGCGCCGGUGCGGGCGUUGACCUGCUGCCUCCCCGCAUGGCGGUGACGCCCUCAUGGGAGGGCCGCUCUAUCGCCACCCACAAGCUUCGCCUCGUCGAGUUUUCCGCCUUCAUGGAACUGCAGCAGGACACUGAUACGUGUAACAAACACCUGUUUGUGCAUAUUGGUGGCCCACCUACCUAUGCAGAUCCACUUCUGGAGGCGGUAGACAUCCGGCAAAUUUAUGACAAGUUUCCCGAAAAGAAAGGGGGCCUUAAGGAACUGUAUGACAAGGGUCCCCAAGAUGCCUUCUUUUUGGUCAAGUUCUGGGCCGAUCUCAACACAAGCAUUCAGGACGAAGCUGGCGUCUUUUAUGGCGUCACUAGUCAAUAUGAAAGUAAUGACAACAUGACAAUAACUUGCUCCACAAUCUGCUCUUUUGGGAAGCAGGUUGUUGAGAAAGUGGAGACGGAGUAUGCAAGGUUUGAGAAUGGCCGUUUCGUGUAUAGAAUUCAUCGAUCACCAAUGUGCGAAUACAUGAUCAACUUCAUUCACAAGUUGAAGCAUUUGCCUGAGAAGUACAUGAUGAACAGUGUGCUCGAGAACUUCACAAUACUACAGGUGGUGACCAAUCGAGACUCCCAAGAGACGCUUCUGUGCAUCGCGUACGUGUUUGAGGUCUCCACCAGUGUUCAUGGAGCCCAGCAUCACAUCUAUCGUCUCGUCAAAGACUGAGUGCCUCGAUGCACCUCCACGACAGUUUUUCAGUGCCUCACACCCACCACAGCCUUCGGCACACAGACACCACAAAAGAGAUAAAGGAGGUGCCUGUGUGGUUGGGACAUGAA
Messenger RNA from Rhipicephalus microplus (southern cattle tick), 1427 nucleotides. RefSeq names its product TEA domain transcription factor 1 homolog scalloped (gene sd). NCBI's taxonomy places the organism in Eukaryota, Metazoa, Arthropoda, Arachnida, Ixodida, Ixodidae. Gene Ontology annotation, molecular function: RNA polymerase II cis-regulatory region sequence-specific DNA binding; DNA-binding transcription factor activity, RNA polymerase II-specific. Gene Ontology annotation, biological process: embryonic organ development; hippo signaling; regulation of transcription by RNA polymerase II. The record is from RefSeq and is a predicted model, not a curated record. Gene Ontology annotation, cellular component: transcription regulator complex.